CAAGUCACAGGGCAAAGUAACUCGCGGCAGAGCCGUCAGCAGCCCGCGGCAGCAUGUCCGGCACCAAAUACGUAGACUCGGAGGGCUUUCUGUACACGGCGCCCGUCCGGGAGCAGGGCAACAUCUACAAGCCCAACAACAAGAUGAUGGCUGAUGAGCUGAGCGAAAAGGCGGUGCACGACGUGCACACCAAAGAGAUCGACCUGGUCAACCGAGACCCCAAGCACCUCAACGACGACGUGGUUAAGAUUGAUUUUGAAGAUGUGAUUGCUGAGCCAGAGGGAACACACAGCUUUGAUGGGAUUUGGAAGGCCAGUUUUACCACCUUCACUGUAACGAAAUACUGGUUUUACCGUUUACUGUCAGCAAUCUUUGGUAUUCCUAUGGCUCUCAUCUGGGGCAUCUACUUUGCCAUUUUGUCCUUCCUGCACAUCUGGGCGGUGGUGCCGUGCAUAAGGAGCUACCUGAUUGAGAUCCAGUGCAUUAGCCGUGUCUAUUCCAUCUGCAUCCACACGUUCUGCGACCCGCUCUUUGAGGCCAUAGGCAGAGUGUUCAGCAGCAUCCGAGCCACAGUACGGAAAGAGAUCUGAGGGACAAUUCAAGGAGAGCCAUCAGCCUAGGAAGGGGGUGAAGGUUUUGUGUUUUUUGGAGUGUUUUGGUGCCAGUUUUGUGUUUCCCAAAGCAACAUACAGCAACUGGUGGUGGACUGGCCCAAAACAAAGAAUCACUUGCUCAGUUUCUUUUUCUACUGUUCAUCUGUUCAUUCUUACUGGAUUACUUGCCCUUUUUUUUUUUUUCUCCUUUCUUUUGCCUUCCCCCCCCCACCCCCUUUGGUCUGCAUUUUAAACUAACCUUAAAGGGCUGUUCUUCCAUGCCAGCUGCAUAUUAUUUUGCUGGCUGUUCAAUUCAGAGAUUGAAGUGUUGUUGGAUGCCUUUUUAUCUUACCCUUCAUUCCUUGUGAGAUAAAUCCACAGUGAUACUGAAGAAUGACAAAAAUGCUUUCCAACACUAUAAAGCCAUUCAUUUUAUUGUGGCUAAAGAGUGCAGAGCUAUCACAGCAGAAUGAACGUGACCAGCUGGCAGGUUUUAGCAGAAUGUUCUUUUUCAAUUGGAUUGUCAGUUGACUGCAGCUAUUUACAGUCGUGGUCAGAUAUUGUGCAGUAUGAUAAAUUAGUUAAGUAAACAUAUUACUGAACUAGCAUAUGUCCUGAAAAUUUAACAUUUUGUCAGGCUGGAGACAUUGACAUGUAAAAGCUUUGGUCGGUGCCUUUCUGUCUCAUUCUGUCUCGGAAGUUUGCAUCCAGUCAUUUCUCAACCUUUGCUAGGAUUGCAGAAACAAACUGCAGUUGAGAGCUAAAACUGGUCAUUACAGAAAUGUUUUCCUGACUGUGACUUAUGACACAUCCCUUAGCAAGCAUUUAGGUGCUUAUCUCAUUGGCAUCUGGGGUAUUUUUGCAAAGUAUUAAUAUAAAUACACACUGCAGGUAUGCCGGAGAUAAUCCUGAGUUAAAAGGAAAAUGAAGGAGUGGCAAAUAAGCCACAGGAGGCCAGGGAGGAGCUGCCCCUGCCAGAAACUUUUCUACAGCUUUCAAAACUUCCCUAUCAGCAGAGGUCAGCCUGCCACUAGCACGGAGAUCGUUUUCAGGAUGCUUUGCUGAGUCUAAAUUUAUCCAUCACAAGAGAUGCUUUAGAAUCUUCACAUUUGUGUGUUGCUUUGUUCAUUUUUAGCUGAGCUGCCACAUCAGGAAGUCUUAAACAGAGGGUGUUGUGUGAAACUAGUGUAUUGCAAAGUGGAAGGCCUCAGCAGUGGGGCCUUUGCGACCUGUUCUGAUGCUGUGACCUGCAAGAGCUUUUUGCCCUCAUGACAGUACUGUGUUCAGAGAUGCUCUCUGCAUCCUCAUUGGUUUGUGUGAAGCAUUUGUAAAAAUAGUUGUGAGGCUAAUCAGCUUUAUUGUAAACCAAGCUGGGGUCUGAGCCUGCUCCAGCUGGAAUCUCUGGCAAACCAGUUCGUGACAUGCAGGAGUGCAAACUUCAUCCCUUGGGGUGAACAUGGAGCUGUCUGGUACACCUACAGCUUUUUUUUAUUUACUGCUGAUAUUUCACAUAUUGCUUUACCUAACAUGGAAGUGCCUUCCAUUCUCUUUCUGCCAAAGCAUUGAAAACUUUAGGAAA
Messenger RNA from Melospiza georgiana, 2172 nucleotides. RefSeq names its product caveolin 1 (gene CAV1). Gene Ontology annotation, molecular function: transmembrane transporter binding; molecular adaptor activity; protein kinase binding. Gene Ontology annotation, cellular component: cytoplasmic vesicle; caveola; Golgi apparatus. Lineage: Eukaryota; Metazoa; Chordata; Aves; Passeriformes; Passerellidae. Gene Ontology annotation, biological process: negative regulation of protein tyrosine kinase activity; caveola assembly; negative regulation of endothelial cell proliferation. The transcript has 3 exons. Bases 54 to 590 code for a protein of 178 amino acids. The record is from RefSeq and is a predicted model, not a curated record.